Messenger RNA from Aspergillus neoniger CBS 115656, 1887 nucleotides. RefSeq lists its product as uncharacterized. Lineage: Eukaryota; Fungi; Ascomycota; Eurotiomycetes; Eurotiales; Aspergillaceae. The coding region runs from base 1 to 1887 and encodes 628 amino acids. The record is from RefSeq and is a predicted model, not a curated record. The transcript is spliced from 4 exons.
AUGCAUCGAUUCAGACGUAGAGCAGGCGAGGCCAUAACACAUGUCCGACAGUUCAGCUCCAAAGCCAAGAAUGAACAGCCUGAGGAGCCAUGGGUGAAAAGCCUCGACGAGCAUGUCAAGUGGGAGGUUAAGGAGGAGAGUGAGGGAAGGAGGCUGUUUAGUGAAUCCACCGACCAGACAAUUCGCUUAUAUCGGGAUGGAUCACCGUCCAAAUACGCUUUGUCCUCCUCAUCCAUCGCAUUUGCUGAGUCUGAUGAACUCAAGGAAAUAACCAAGGAGCUCGAAGAAAUGUGGAAAAAGGCAAUCGAAGCUCUUAUCGAGAAGCGUGGGAAUGAUAGUAACGACCUCGCUCAACUCAUCAACGAUCCCACCCCAGAGAGGCUUGAGGCGGUUGUGCGCACAGCGCAAAGUGAAUUGGAGGCAAAGACGCAUACAAAAGGGGGGAGGGUGAAGGGAUGGUUCGGUAAAGUGGCCGGACGAAUUAAUAACCAUAAGUACCUCCUUGAUAUGCUUCCUUCCGGCGACAAGUAUACCUCAGUCUUGAUCGGGGGCUUAACUGCUUGUAUCAAGGCUACACUGGAGCACGAAGCAAUUGCAGAGUUAAUCUCCGACUGCCUUGACAAGCUCUCCGACAAAACCUACAAGCUGUCCAAAGCUAUUCGAAACUCGAAGGGAAACGAUUACAUUAGAACUCAUAUUGUGAAGUUCUAUAAGACGUUAUUUGGGCUCUUGGUUUCAAUACUCGAACACUGGUUACUCUCACGAGCUCAGCGCGGCAAGAAUAGUCUCGGGAGAAGUUUCCGGAAUCAGCUCGAAUGCUCGAUGAACGAUCUUGACUAUCAUGUGAAGGAAUUGAGUGAUGAGAAUAACUCCGUAAUGAUGGAAAAAAUGUCUUAUGAUUUGGGACAGUUGGUUCAGGCAAUUCUCGUUGGCGGGUAUAGUGAGUCAUGGCCGACUGCCACCAAUGCCAGUAACCAGUUUAGGACGCCUGGUCAAUUUCAGGCCGCUUCUGAGAGCCCGUCUGGCGCUUCAUAUGUCAUUCGUGGUCUGCCUAAUAUCCAUGAACCUAAAUUAGCAGCAAGCGUGGCGCCAGGAAUACAAGACGAACACAAUGAUCAUCACUGGACCACUCAGACCAUCUUGGAUGGCACAGCGUGGAUGAAAAGAUAUGUCUGUUUCAAAAAGGAGGAGAGCCUGCUUGAGGAAAGCUGCUAUGGAUCCACAAACCCCCAGGUAUACUCUCGUCUAGUGCAAUGGACUCAAUCGAGGUCAUCCGAGGCGCUUUGGCUUGAAAGCCCGGCAACAAUGGGUGACACGACCCCAAACACACUGAUAACAGCGCGCAUUGUCGAAACAUUCCGAAGGCUUCAUGUCCCUAUCAUUUCAUUUUUCUGUGAAUAUGACUCGGGACAGUACAAAACAUUCUCCCGUUCAGAAGAGCUCUUGAAGAUGGUGUACUCUUUGACAUCUCAAAUGUUAGCCUUCAUUCAAGAUAAUCUAUCCUCUGUCUAUGAUUCUGAGGAUUUGCCGGAUUUCUCGCCCGCUCGAAUACGUCGCCUUACUACGGAUCCUAGCUCGCUGCCCGACGCAAUUGGUUUCUUGAAGGAUAUAAUUCCCUUGGGACCGCCAAUAUUAGCCUGCUGCAUUGAUGGACUCCAGGUCUUAGAUUAUCCGGAACAGUCACACUGGUAUCAAGAUUGUUUGAAGUCCUUCAUUGAAGUUAUAGGAACCACAAAACCCCCUCAUCCGCGCAUCAUGAAGGUAUGGCUUUCCACUGAUGGAUACUGCGAGGCCCUUCAGGUUGCCGUUAACGCCGGCUGGAUUGAAGCCGAUAUUACAAACAGCGAGGACGACAUAGAGCCUCUCGAGAUAAAUCAGUGGAUGUAG